Molecule: messenger RNA, 2637 nt
Organism: Nerophis lumbriciformis (worm pipefish)
Lineage: Eukaryota; Metazoa; Chordata; Actinopteri; Syngnathiformes; Syngnathidae
Source: RefSeq, a predicted model, not a curated record
AUGCUUUUUUUGGAGCGUCCACACGUGAUGAGCGAACGUCCUUCGCAUCGGGGACCGGAGAUGGAGCCUCUUCCCGGGGGGAAGAAGGGCAAGGUGGCCAUGAGCUUCCAGAGGAGCUCCACUUCAGACGAUGACUCUGGGUGUGCGCUAGAAGAGUACGCGUGGGUUCCUCCAGGACUCAGACCAGAGCAGGUCCAGAUGUAUUUUUCCUGUCUGCCUGAGGACAAGGUGCCGUACAUCAACAGUUCUGGUGAGAAACACCGUAUCAGACAACUGCUCUACCAGCUGCCGCCUCACGACAAUGAGGUUCGGUACUGCCAAUCUCUAACGGAGGAAGAAAACAGGGAGCUUCACAUGUUUAGCGCCCAGCGGAAGAGAGAGGCACUCGGGAGGGGAACGCCCAAGAUCCUGCCACGAGCACUGCAACAUACUCGCUGCGAAAAUUGUGGAGGUGGCAUCAAUGGAGGGGAAAUGGCAAUCUUUGCCUCAAGGGCUGGACCAAACCCAUGCUGGCACCCCGCUUGCUUUGUGUGCGCCACAUGUCAAGAGCUCCUAGUGGAUUUGAUUUAUUUCUACCAAAACGGUAGGAUCCUCUGUGGAAGACAUCAUGCAGAAAUGAUGAAACCGAGAUGCUCCUCUUGUGACGAGAUCAUAUUCGCAGAUGAGUGCACUGAGGCCGAGGGCCGACACUGGCACAUGAAGCACUUUGCCUGCUUCGAGUGCGGGACGAUGUUAGGAGGGCAACGCUACAUCAUGAAAGACGGCCGGCCCUACUGCUGCUGUUGUUUUGAGUCGCUGUAUGCGGAAUAUUGUGAGGCGUGUGGUGAAAAUAUUGGAGUGGACCAUGCGCAAAUGACCUAUGAAGGUGGACACUGGCACGCUACGGACGAGUGCUUCUGCUGUACUCAGUGUAAGACGUCCUUGCUGGGCUGUCCCUUCCUGCCAAAACAAGGGCGCAUCUACUGUUCCAAGGCCUGCAGCCAAGGUGAAGAUAUUCACGCCUCCGAUUCAUCCGACUCUGCGUUUCAGUCUGCUCGUUCUCGCGAAUCCCGGCGCAGUGUUCGCAUGGGGAAGAGCAGCAGACCCGCUGAACAAUGGAGACAGUCCCAAGUCCUUAACCCCUCCACAGUUGUCUCUGAAGUUGAUGGGAAUAUUGAUGUUACGGGGCAGAAGCUUUCCCAUCUCAGGCUGGAUGAGGAACGGUUUUGGAGAGAUCGAGAGGACCAGGAUGCUGGGGGAGAAGAAGACCCUGAGGAAUGGGCCCAGCAUGAGGACUACAUGACUCAGCUCUUGCUAAAGUUCGGGGACCAGGGAGUGUUGCAACAGAUUCAACAACCAUCCCUAAAAUCUCCCAGUCCUAACAAUGACAGAAACCGUCUGGUGACUGUUUCAGACCCUUGGCUAAAGCCAGAACACCUUGGAAUCACUGCCUCUUCACCUACUCCAACUAGUCCCACCCAGAGCCAAACUUCCAACCAGUCCCGAGCCAGCCUUAGCCCUGGACUGAUGAGCAAGAAACAUCUUCCUGAGAUGUACUGGGCCCAAUCUCAGGACGGGUUGGGUGACUCCGCGUACGGAAGUCAUCCAGGACCUGCCAGUGCCAGAAAGAUCCAGGAGCUAGAACUGGAUCAAGAUCAGGACCAAAUGGGUGCAGGCAAACAUGACACUCUAUGGCCGGAGAACAGACAGUGGUACCAAGAUACUCUGGAAUGCAUUGCAGAUGAGCUCAGGAAGGCAGGGCAAAGUAUGGGAGAUUCCAUGGACUCAUUGGCGCUAUCCAACAUCACCGGUGCAUCAGUUGAUGGCGAUGGCAGAGUCUAUUCCCUUCAUGCAAUGCACCAACCUUUAGAAGAAGGUUGCGAGAAAAUGAGCAACAUGGGAACCUUUAAUUCAUCUCACCUUCACCACAGUAACACCUCUCUCAACCUGAACAUGGAGAAGGGAGAGCAACAGACAACACAAGAUGGAGGACUUUUAUCUUUGUACAACCAUUCAGAAUCCCCACCCGCUUUUGUCCACGCGCCGGCUCUGAGGAGGACCAAAUCCCAGUCCAGGCCCCCUCAAAUGGUCAAAUUCACAGAAGACACUGUGGAUAAUGGCUACAACGACGGAUUCGACAUCAAUAUUCGAAAGCAUCCCAUGAGCGAGAGGCCACAGCGCAGGGCUUUUGCACACCGUGACGCUAGCAGGGACAGAAGCCGUCCAUCGAGUCAACACGGGCACAAUGGACAGCGUCCCCACCACGCUCGGCACCACAGGAGCCGCAAAACCCAUUCAGACAUUGCCCUAAACAUGCCGCAAAGACUGUACCGACAUCACCGGCAGAAUCCCGGUGACCCUCGCCAACAACCCUCUCAAAAACAGGCCGACUAUAUGAUUCCAGGCCCAUCCCGAGGAGACUUCCGGGCCGAGCAUUUUAUGGGUCUCUACAAAGAUGAGGACGAGUGGUGUUCCACUUGUUCUUCGUCAUCAGACUCUGAGGAAGAAGGAUAUUUCCUGGGCCAGCCUAUCCCGCAGCCCCGAUCCACUGGACGCUUCUAUACAGAGAACUACCCCCGGGUGAUUGCUCUCUCGCCCCAAAGUCACAGCUUAAAACACGGAAAGAGUCACCGAUCCAAAAACUGUAUUAUCUCUUGA